AUGGACAGGAGGCUUUACAAAGCAGCAGCAGAAGGAGAUGCAGCUUCUUUGCUCGAUCUGCUCAGAGACGAUCCGCUGAUUCUCGACAGAUGUCUGGUGUGGUCUUACAAUGAGACUCCACUCCAUGUAGCAGCAAUGCUUGGUCAUGAGAAAUUUGUCGGCGAGAUUCUGGAUCGAAAGCCCGAGCUCGCAGGAGAGCUGGAUUCUCAGAAGUUUUCGCCCCUGCACCUCGCGACAGCUAAAGGUCACCUUGGAGUAGUGAAGAAAUUGUUGACUGUUAAUGCCGAUGUAUGCUAUGCUCGUGACAAAUAUGGUAGGAACCCUCUUCACAUUGCAGCGGUUAAAGGCCGAGUCGAUGCUCUAAAGGAACUGGUUCGAGAGCGUCCCGAUGCAGCUCGUCAGAGGAUGGAACAUGGUGAGACUAUACUGCAUUUAUGCGUGAAGCAUAAUAAUGUGGAAGCUCUGAAGCUUUUGGUGGAGUCUGUUGGAGAUGAUGAGUUCGUUAAUUUGAAGAACGACGAUGGCGACACCGUACUGCACCUUGCUGCUGCAGAUAGGCAAACUGAGGAAAUUGGUCGCAAGGAGAGGAUCUUCCGCCUCCGUGGUCAUGCGCCCAGACCGCGUCUGAUGAGGAUGCCAUACCAUGUCAGUUCUCUGAGUACCUUAUAUGUGAAUCUACAGUGGCUGAAAUUCUAUAAAAGCAGAAGAUAUGCAGGGUUUGCUUGUUACUCUGUAAAACAACCACAGAAUUGUUCCAUGCCUAUCCUAGACAAUUUGCAGGACUUCCUUGCUAUGCUAUCUGUGAAAGUAUAG
Rhodamnia argentea is the source of this 813-nucleotide messenger RNA. Its product is annotated as ankyrin repeat-containing protein BDA1-like. Lineage: Eukaryota; Viridiplantae; Streptophyta; Magnoliopsida; Myrtales; Myrtaceae. Gene Ontology annotation, molecular function: protein binding. The record is from RefSeq and is a predicted model, not a curated record. The transcript has 3 exons. Bases 1 to 813 code for a protein of 270 amino acids.